Messenger RNA from Manis javanica (Malayan pangolin), 2734 nucleotides. The record is from RefSeq and is a predicted model, not a curated record. Lineage: Eukaryota; Metazoa; Chordata; Mammalia; Pholidota; Manidae.
CCGCUUCCGGCCGGGGCGCGCGUCUCUGACCGCGGCGCGCUAACUGCCUCUAGUGGGCGGCGGGCUCCGGCGGGCGCUGGUGGUUCCGGGCCCGCGGGCGUCGAGAGCGGGUCUGAGAGUCGUGCUCGUCAGAGCGGCGCCGCGGACCCGGGGGCGGCCUCCAGGAGGAAGAAUAUUGGGCCUCAGUCAUCAAAGGUGGUGCUGGCCGGGUGACCCACACAGGAGCAGAAUUCCUAUUGCGGAAUGAUGAUGGUAGAUCCGAAGGUGGCUGAGUACUUGAACCCGCAGAUCAGGGCUCUGUGGGAAACCAGAGGACCUGUGACACAGAGUGCCAGUCAGAGUAAGAAGCAUACGCCACAGAUGGACAGUCUCAGCCUCGAGAGCUCUCGCCAGCACUUCCGGAGCUUCUGCUAUCACGAAGCUGAUGGACCUCGAGAAGCUGUGGGCCGACUUCAGGAAUUAUGCUCUCAGUGGCUGAGGCCAGAGAUCCACUCAAAAGAGCAGAUCUUGGAACUGCUAGUGCUAGAGCAGUUCCUGACCAUUCUGCCCAAGGACACUCAGAUCCACAUAAAGAAACACGGUCUGCAGAGCACUGAGGAGGCUGUGGCCCUGGUAGAACACUUGCAGAGGGAAUCUGGUCAAGUGAGGAAUGGGGUUGCAGUCCAUGAGCUGGGAAAGGAGGCAGUGCUCUUGGGAGAAACCUCAGAGGCCUCAGGUUUCAAGAUGAAGCCAGCAGAAUAUGAGCCAGUGGACAUGUCCUGUGAGCGUGGAGAACUCUGGAAUACAUACCAGGGUCUGCGAGAACAGCUGAGCAGGAGAACUCAUACAGGGAGUCAGCCUGUAUGGGAGAGGGCUGUGCCUGCUCACCAGAUCCUAGCCUUUCCUGAGCAGACACACACCAAAGACUGGACAGUGGUACCUGAGCUCGUCUUGCCUAAGUCCCAGAGCUUGUUGACAUUUGAAGAAGUGGCCAUGUAUUUUUCCCAGGAAGAAUGGGAGUUGCUGGAACCCACUCAGAAGGCCCUCUACAAUGACGUAAUGCAAGAGAACUAUGAGACUGUCAUCUCUCUAGCUGUGCCUGCUCACCAGAUCCUGGCCUUUCCUGAGCUGAGAAACACCAAAGACUGGACAGUGGUUCCUGAGCUUGUCUUGCCCGAGUCCCAGAACUUGACAUUUGAAGAAGUGGCCAUGUCUUUUUCCCAGGAAGAGUGGGAGCUGCUGGAUCCCACUCAGGAGGCCCUCUACAAUGACGUAAUGCAGGAGAACUAUGAGACUGUCAUCUCUCUAGCAUUAUUUGUGCUCCUGAAACCUAAAGUGAUCUCCUGUCUAAAGCAAGGGGAAGAGCCAUGGGUUCAAGGGUCCCUGGAGUUGAAGGACACCUCUAGAAAGCUGCCUAUAGGGCUAAAACUAAAAAAUGAUGCUGAAAAUGAUCAGCCCAUAUGUCUUUCUGACUCAGAAAUAGAAGCACCGAGAGACAUAGUAUCGAAAAAGGCGAGAGUGUACAUUUCCCAAAACACAGUGGACAAAGAAAAUCAUGGUGAUGUACACAGGGCAGAGACAUGUCACCAAGAUUUUCCAGUGAAGCAAACUAAUGGACUUCCAUCCUGGGAAAAAGAGCUGCUGAGACUUAUAGAGCUUCACAACAAAGCUCGUUCAGUAGAGAAGCCUUUUCCAUGCCAGGAAUGUGGGAAAAGCUUCCGAAUCAGCUCUUUGCUUAGCAAGCAUCAAAGAAUUCACAGUGAUGAGAAACCACAUACAUGUCCACAGUGUGGUAAGAGUUUUACCUAUAGGUCAGAUCUUAACAAGCACUUAAGGAUACACCAAGGAAUAAAACCAUAUAAGUGCUCAUGGUGUGGGAAAAGCUUCAACCAGAAUUCAAAUCUCCGCACACACCAAAGAAUUCACACUGGAGAAAAGCCCUUUUCGUGUAGUGACUGUGGAAAAAAAUUCAGUAAGAAUGCCCACCUUAUUAAGCACUGGCGAACUCACCUGUAGCACAUCAGGGGCAACUGCAGCAGGCCAGCAAGCCUUCUUAGGCACCAGAAACUCCUCCAGGGAACGGAAGAUUUUCCAGUGUCUUCAGUCUGAAGAAAUUCACCAAAUGCAGCUUGACCCUAAAUUUUACGAAAAAUGCAACAUAAAGCAGGGUGAUUUUUUCUUCAGUGGAAAAUGUGAAGAUAUAAACAUCAUGUUUCACAGAAAGGAACGGAUGUCUGUGGAAGGAAUGCAUUAGUAACUGUACUGCUUACUGAUUAUUUAUAACCAUAAGGGAACUCAUUAACCAAGAAAUUUUUUAAGAAUAUUCUUAAGAUGACAAAAGGCUGUUUGGGGAUUAUACCUGGCAAAAUAGCAAAUUCCGCUUCAGAUAGCAGUUGCAGCCUUGAAUCUGUCAAUCUUCUGUGGUCACAGAGGAAAUGGUGGUGGUGUACUGCUCUCCUCAGCCUCCUGUAACACAUGGGAGGGAACCUUUGCGGCAUGGCCUUCCAAAACAAAAAGCAGCAGUGUAUGUGUUCAGUUGCAUACCAUUAUCUUCAAGGCAGCAGACAUGCCAAUUUCCAUAGUCUUGCAGGGCAGAAGAAUUCUAAUGAAAGUUUCCCAAGGAACAAAUUGGAUUUCCUUUCUCUAGUUGUUGGACACAGUUCACAAAUUGGGACAUUGUUUGAGUCCCUGCAACUUUAGCUCUUAAGUCUUUUUAGCCUAAUUUUUACUGUGAUAAAAAUCACAUGUAAUUCAC